GUAUUCACAGGCUGGGCUCUAUCAUCCUCAUACACACAGUCCGAUACGAGCUUGUGGAAAUAGCUGAAAUGAUAUGUGAGAGAGAGCAGGCCGCAGUGACAGCCGUUCGCAGUUGACCCUUGACUUGCGAAAUUAGCGGCUAUACAACAUGGUACAAGUAGCACGUAACUGUAUUAGUGUCUUAGACGACAUCAAGAGGGCUGGCAAUGACGCCACGGCUUUUGCAGCGGAAGUGGCGAGCAUGGCGACCCAGCUGCGCGAGCUGCGGCCCCUUCUUGUGGAGCUAAGCUUGCCAAGGCGGCUCGUGACAGAUGGGGAUCACGAGUCCGCUCUGCAAGCGAUUGAUUUGGCUCUCCAAAAGUUCCUUAAGGGUGCUGAGAGGUGCAGCAGUGCCGGCCCGCUAGAAACUCUACUCACCGCGGGGCCACUGCACCUCGGAAUGGUUGACGCUUGCCUGUGCGUGGGCAAGGCGCUCAUCCCACUGCAGCGCCCGGAGCUGCCGACAGUGAUUGUGGCGCAGGCCAAGCUACUCGCUACCGAGCUCGAAAAGACAACACCGUCCUUUGCAUCCCUCCGACGGCUAGCUACAGCGCUCUCUGAGCUGCAGGAGGAGGCGGAGCGCGCGCGGCUGGGCGCUGGCGACAACGGUGCCUUCACCGCGCUGGUGACGCGGCUGACUGUGCGCUGCCCGCGCCCCCAGCUGGCCGCCGACGCAGCCUUCCUGACGGAACAGCUGCAGCAGGCCGCGGCGGCGGAGCGCAGCGUGGAGGCACAUUUCUUCCGGCUCGCCAGCACCGUGGUUCAGGCGCUGCUGCCGCCCGCGGCUGCCACGGCGUCGCCUGCUGCGCGCGGGGCCGCGGACCGCGCGGCGGCCAGCAAGCGUAGCGGCACCCCGCGCCGCUCGUCAGCGGCGGCGGCAGGCGAGCGUGCGGAGAAGGCGUUAGCGGCCGGUGCGGCGUCGUCCUCUCGCCGGCGGCGGCUGCAGCUGAAUGCUGAUGAGGGCGGCCAGGCGGAGCCGUGCGCCACCGAAGCAGCUGCAAGCGCCUGUGGUGACGUCGGGGCAAUGGUGGACAGGCUCUGCAGCAACUCGGCGUCGCACCUGGAGCGCGUGGCGGCGCUGGAGGCUCUGAGUGACGCGGUGAACGGCCCGCAGCACAAAGAGGCUGCUGAGGCGCUGGAGCGAGCGGGCAUGGGGCAGCUCCUGCGCCUGGUGGUGAGCAGCAAUCGCGCCGUCCGCGCCUCCACGCUGCGGCUGCUGGGCGAGCUGCUGCGGGCCGACCCGGACGGCCGUGCCCAGCAGCAGCUGGUGGCGGCGCGCGGGCUGAGUGUGCUGGUGCACCUGGUGGUCACCAGCUUGGAGGAGGGCGGCCUGCAGCGCAGCGCCGUGGCAGCAGCUCUGGGCGGGGGCGAGGCGGGCGCAGGCGCGGGAAGCGUGGAUGCGCAGCAUGUGGCGGUGGUGGCUGCGGCCUCGCCAGCAGGCAAGGGCAUGGGCGCAGGCACGCCGAAGAAGGGGCAUGGGGCAGUGGAGGCGGCAUCACCGCGGCCGGAGCCGGCGUCACCGGGCCCCGCGGCAGCUCCUGGACCCGUGGUGCCCGAAAGGGACGAGUCGGGCGUGUCGGAAGAGGAGCUGUGUGUGCUGGCAAUAGCCCUGCUGCGACAUUUGCUGUGCGGCCCACACAUGGCGGAGCUGAUGUCUGCAGGGGCCGUGAAGGCUCUGUGCCGCUGCGCCGCACUGCCGGGCGGCGGUCGUGUCGCGAGUGCUGCCGUGAUGGCUUUGGCCGACGCCGCUCAGGACGGCGCCGCUGCAGUUCAGAUGCUGCACGAGCGGCUGCUGGUCACGCUUGCGGACCUUGCGCUGUCGCCCCGCGUGUCCGAGGCUGGGCUCGCCUUCGCGUGCUUCGCUUCGCUGAUGCAGCACCCGGGCAGGCUGGCAGCCGGGGGAGCAACGGUCGUGUGCAGCAACGGCAGUAGCAGCGCCGCCAGUAGCACGAGCGUUGACGGUACUGCCGGGGGGACUGGCAGCAGCCCGCAGCAGCUCUGCGUGGAGAUGGGCCGGGCGUGUGACGCGGCCAGUACGACAGUCCUGUUGGACCUGGUGGCGGGCGACGUGGGCGGCAGCAGCGACACCGGCGACUGGCGGUCCCUUGUGCCGGCGGCGAUAUAUCUUCUGCCCGCGUGCCUGCACUCGCCCGACAACCGCGCCGCGGCGCUGCGUCAGGGCGGCGCGCUGCGCCGGCUGCUACGACCGCUGGCCGCCGGCGAUGCGGGUGCAGCUGCAGUCCUGCGACGCCUUGGGAGCAGCCUAGACCAGACCAAGCCGGCGGUUGUGCGGCUGCUUGCGCAGGCGCUGGUGGAGAGCUCGCCUGCCGGUGCUCGCAGCGGCGCCGGUGCGCAGCAGAGCGCGCAUCUGGCGCUGGCGCUGGCGGAUGUGUUGCGGCCGGUGGGCAGCCGCGAUCGCGCCGCGCUGCGCUGGGCGGGCGAGGCGUGCAGCGAGGCGGAGGGCUGCGGCGCGGUGCGGGCGGCCAUGGACCUCACCACCAGCACGGACGUGUCGUGCAGGACUGCGGGUGUGGCGGUCCUGCAUGCUCUGACAGUGUACGGCAGCACCAGCACGCGGGCUGCCCUGGGCGCUGCGGGCGGCGUGCCGGCGCUGGUAGAUGCUGUGAAGCUGGAGGCCAAGCCACUACCAGAGCCGGCGCUAGCCCCACCCAUCUGCUCGCCGCACACGGUCGGCCACGCGGCGUCAGAGGCGCUAGCAGCGCUGGCUGGCAGCGACAAGAUGCGGCGCGACAUCUGCGUGCAGCUGUGCGCCUUUGCCGGCUCCAGCUCGCUGGGCUUGGCGGCGGCGGCUUGUGGCGCGCUGCUGCUGCUGUUGGCGGAGGUGCCGGCGGCGGGGCCCAUCCUGGCGGAAAUGGGCGUCAUGGAACCGCUCGUGGAGCAGCUGUCACGCAGCCCCGAUGCCAGUGCCAAAGGAGGCCGCGACCCUUACCGCAUGUCCGUGGCGCUGCAAGGCGGUGCCGUCCGCGGCGCAGGCGGCGGCGCUGGCUCUAGCACUGUCAGCAGCAACAGCAACAGCAGCCAGGGCGCCGGCGGGGAGGAUGUGUUGGAGCUGGUGCAGCAGCGUGCCGUGCGGCUGCUGUGGGCGCUGUGCCGUGGCGGCGGCAGUGCGGUGGACGCCGCGGUGGCCGCGCGGGCGGCUCUGCCGCUGCUGAAGCGCGUGGGCCCGGCGCUGGAUGUCGCGCUGCGCGUGGAGGCCGCCGCGGCGCUGGGGACGCUGGUGCGCAAGAGUGCGAGCGCGCGCGACGAGGUGGUUGCCAACGGCGGUCUGGCACUGCUGCUGGACCUGGCGCGGGGCGCGCCCACGACUGUGCCGCUGUGGGAGGACGGCUGUGCCGCGCUGGCGGCGCUGGUGGCGAUGCAUGCGCCCACACGGACGGAGGCGAUGCGCGUGCUGCGGCAGAUGCUGGUGCGCGGCCCCACGCGGUCGGAGGUGGCGGCUGCGGCGGUGGUGGUGGCGCGCAUGGCCACGGGGCCGGCGGGGCGUGAGGCAGCGCUGGCGGAGGACGUGGUGGAGCCACUUGUGCGGCUGCUGGGCCUGGGCGACGACCGCACCAAGGCUGCGGCCGCAGACGCCAUCUACCACCUGGCCGUGGCGGGCACCGUGCAGCUGCCGCCUUGCACCGCGCUGCCCAACGGCGGCCCCAUUAAACCGCGCGUGGCGCUCAUCCGGGCUGGCGCCGUGCCGGCGCUGCUGGCGCUGCUGGAUGCGCCUAGCGAGCCGGCGGCCGCUGCUCCCGCAUCACCUGGCCCUGCAGCGGCUGCGGCGGGCGCGGAGGCCGGCGGGAUGCUGCCGGUUGCGGUGUUGCUGCCGGUGGUGGAGGCGCUUGAGUGCCUCGCGGGCAGCGAUGAGGGCGUGCAGGCCAUCAAGGCUGUGGGCGGCGUGCAGGUGCUCAAGGACACGGUGGCUCGCGGCAAGAGGCGCCUGGUGCCGCCCGAGGUCGCCAAGGCCGCGUCAGACGCCCUGCUGCAGUGCAUGUGAGGGGUGUGACACACGACUGCUGCGGGCUGCUGGCAGAACCUCAUUCGCUGCUAGGCAGGCGGUCUCAUGCGCAUGACACCAAUCUUCUGAGCCUUGCGGACGCUCUUUUUCUUAAAUGCUAGGCAGGCCCUCGCCCACGGCCCAAGGUGUGACAAACCUGGCGCUGUACUCUGUAACAAUGCAUAUGCAGGCCAGUCCGUCACAGGGGUGGUCUGUCAGUAUUGUACCGCUGGCAUGAAGCAUGGGAUCUGCUGCCUGGUGUGCCGCCGGGUGUCAUGCGUUGAUCCUUAGGGUUGGAGAAGACCGCCCAUCUAAAGGAGCCUGGAAUGGCGCAAUACUGAGCACGAUCC
Messenger RNA from Chlamydomonas reinhardtii, 4389 nucleotides. RefSeq lists its product as uncharacterized. The record is from RefSeq and is a predicted model, not a curated record. NCBI's taxonomy places the organism in Eukaryota, Viridiplantae, Chlorophyta, Chlorophyceae, Chlamydomonadales, Chlamydomonadaceae. The coding region runs from base 242 to 4039 and encodes 1265 amino acids. The transcript has 12 exons. Gene Ontology annotation, molecular function: protein binding.